Messenger RNA from Biomphalaria glabrata, 2944 nucleotides. RefSeq lists its product as uncharacterized. Bases 179 to 1357 code for a protein of 392 amino acids. Gene Ontology annotation, cellular component: plasma membrane. The transcript is spliced from 10 exons. Lineage: Eukaryota; Metazoa; Mollusca; Gastropoda; Planorbidae. The record is from RefSeq and is a predicted model, not a curated record.
UGUGUGCGUGUGGGGGGGGGGGAGGGCAAUAUGUUAUGAAUGAGACUUGGAUACGAUAGAUCGGAAACACUUGCUGGUGUGUUAUCAAACACUACACCAUGGUGCAAGAUCGGCCAUAUAGCGUCCAUUUACAGUCGGAGCAAAUGAAACAAAUGAAACACAUCUAAAACAAAGAGAAAUGUUGAGCCUGACCAAGAAGUCGGAGAAGCCCACCACCUUCUACGCUCUCUCCUUUUGCAUACAUGUGGUGGCCUUUGUCUUGAUGGCCAUCGGGAUGUUCACCCCGUACUGGUCAGAGGUCACCGAAGAUCUGAUCAAUUCGAACUCCGUGAGUCUGAAGUAUUUCAAAGGUUUGAUCCUCAGCUGUUCAUCCAACAACGACUGUCGAGCUAACAUUAACUUCUCUGAUGGGUCCAGGGUGUUCUUCACAGCUUUUGUUCUGGGGAUCCUCGCCAUUAUAUUCGGUUUCUUUGUACUGCAGCUGUUUUGUGCUGGCGUCUUCAUCAGAAGUUGCAGAGAGGCCAACCUGGGCGUGCCUGUCGCCCUGUUGUCUAUCUCAGAAGGUGUGCUGCUCAUUCUGACUCUGGUCUUCUUUGAGAUCUCUGUGGGCAAGGACACGAUCAGUGGCUACAUUCAUAGAGAUGACACCUUCGGGUUUUCUCGAGGAUUGGUCAUCGGUUCUGUUGUCCUGUACUGGAUCUCAGCUUUCUUCAUCAUUGGGGAAUACUUCAGACGAAAGGUGAAAACACCAAAACGCAACCCUGAGAAGCCACAGAGGCGCCUUCCACCAAGAAGCUACAGAAAUGACUACGACAGAGGACGAACUCGACCCCAGGCACCAGUCGUUGUGCCGGUAGCGCCCCCACCUUACACGAAAAAGAGCAGCACAGUCUACAACACAGCGUCGGAUCCACUGAACGAUGGAAACCAGAGAGGGAUGAAUGCUUGUAACAGACCAGGGUGUCAGAUGUGUAAUUACGUGGCAGAGUCGUCCACGUUCUGGGGGCCCGCGGGGGUGUUCAACAUCAACGAGAGGCUCAGCUGCACCACCAACAAUGUGGUCUACGCCAUCAUCUGCAUGAAAGAUGAAAAGGUCUUUAUUGGUCACUCUGUCCUGAAACUGGAGGAUACAUUCCGCGUCCAUCUUGCAAACGUCAGAGCCAACAACUUAAGUGACUCAGUAGCCGAACAUUUCUCCCAGCUGGGUCACAGCAUUCAGGAUAUGAGGAUCUCCGCACUGGCCACUAUAAAUUGUGACGAAGAAAUCAGAGCUCGUCUGGAGAAGGCCCUGUCCUACAAGAUGGACCAGCCCCACAAUUCCUAUUACGGCAUCAACGAGGAUUUCCAGUUCCUGUAGAGACAAUUGCGUCAUCUUUAACGCUUGCGGUGUGUGUAUGCGUGUAGCUAAGUUUGUGUGUGUGUGUGUGUGUGCUCGCUUUUUAGGUGUUUUUUUUUUUUUUUGGCGAAAUUUCAACUCAUUUAGUUCUAAUGUAUUUUUCUCUUGCCAUCAGUAAGCUGUUUAUAAACCUCAUUUGUUUAAAUUGAAAAUAGAUUUUAUAUCAAUGUGAAACUCGAACCCAGGCAUUCUCUCAGUCAGAGAUUAUAUAGAUUAAUUUUUUUUUAAAUUGCCAUGUAAACUUUAAAAAUCUAUUUGCUAUAUCUGGACAAAUUUAAACCUUCAGCGCAAAGCGUUCGUUAUAAUGGACAUUUGGACACCCCUCUUCUCCUCCAAUUGGUGAUUUAGUGGACAGAAAAAUGGAAUUAUUAUAUUUAAUUUAGUGACAAAUGGAAAUGAUAUGUUGUUGUUUUUUGUAGUGCAAAAUACGUCCGUUUACCAGAAUCUCCACUUUCUAAGACACGCCCCCUUUUUUUUUUAAAUACACUAAAAGAUGUAAAACAAAAGAAAUACUAGGGGCAAUGUGAAUAUUCCAUUAAGAAAUUAAAUCUUGACGUAAAAUAAAUGUACACUUUGACAGACUACCAACACAAUGUUGUCUGCAGGAUUAGGCCUACUGAUCUUGACAACAAAAUCACCAAGAACACCAGUGCUACUUUAAAACUACUUCUACAACGAGUUCACGCAUUAUAAUUGUUAUUAUGUCGUAGAUAUGAUGAGAUUAUUCCGUUGCUUUUUUUUUCCUGCCGUUUCAUCCCUUUGAAUUAUGCUUUUUAUUAUUAAUUUCAUUUAUAUAUUAUAAUUUUAUGAUUUUAUUUAACUGCCAUUUCGUUAUUCACCCCCCCUUUUUUUUCGGUGAUAUAGUUGGACUUCCUUAUAGUGUUGUCUAUUCAGUUUCGUUUUACGUAUAGUGACAAAUUAUUAAUUAACAUGUGUAGAUUAAUUGACAGCUUAAGUAUAGCUUAAAUAUUUAAAUAUCUUUUAGACUUUUUUUUUUCAUAGUUAAGAUAUUUUACUUUUCUUUUUCUUUUUAAAUGUAUUUUGCCUAAAAUUAUGUUCUUAUGUCUUUACUUUUGAGGGCUUGACAGAAAAAUGUUUGUUUUUAUAAAGAGUAGACUUUAAAUUAUCACGGAAACGCUUUAAAGACCAGCUUAGGCACCAACUUGCUUUAACUGACAAAGAAGAGAGCACCUGCUUGCAUGAGGCUUUAGAACGAGACAGCUGGAGGUCACUCCCAAGGGCCGCGGGAUACACAUUGGAGACCUAAAGAAAAUCCACUGACGGCGAAUAGAAAAACUAAAUCGACCACAGGCGGACAAAGGUUAUACGCUGGAUGUGGCAAAAUGUGUGGAUCACAGCUGGGGCUGCGUAGCCACGGAAAGUAGGCCUACUGCAUUCCUCAUUAAUCUCCGGACUCGAAGACAACAAGCCUUAUUAUUUUUAUUAAUAAUCAAUUUGGGCGCUCAGAAAACACAUGUCAAAGCUCAUUUAACUAUUACUGGCCAGCAUCGUACAUAAAACUCCAGCCAUUCUUUUUUUUUUUUUUUU